AGGGUUCUGGUUCCAGAAUGUUCUCUGCAGGUGCCUUGAUCCUAGCUCCCACCUAGACACAAGACAGCACUGAAGACAUGGGAAAGACCAUUCCCCGGUGCCUGCAGCAACUGGACCUCCGCAAAAGCGUGGUGGGCCUAGCUACAGGCGCCGGGGCCAUAUACCUGCUGUACAAGGCCAUCAGGGCUGGUAUAAAAUGUCAACCACCUCUCUGCUCCAACUCACCCAUCUGCAUCGCCCGCCUGGCCAUCGAGAGAGAGCGCCAUGGGCGGGACUCGGGUGAGAUUCGGAGACUCCUCAACUCUCUAGAGUGCAAACAGGAUGAAUAUGCCAAAAGCAUGAUCCUGCACAGCAUCACCCGCUGUGUGUACUUGCUGGAGGCUGAGGCCUCUGCUUGUACUACCGAAGACAUCUGCUUGGUGGGUGAAAUGCUGGAUGAUAAGGACAACAGUGUCAGAAUCCAAGCUCUGAAUGCACUUAAAGCUUUCUCUGGCAUCAGGAAAUUCAGGCUCAAGAUCCAGGAACAUUCCAUCAAGGUGCUGGAACUGAUCUCUACCAUCUGGGACACAGAGCUGCAUGUGGCUGGCCUCCGCCUCCUCAACAGCCUCCCCAUGCCUGACUACGUACACCCUCAGCUGCGGCGGGUGAUGCCUGCCUUGAUGGAGAUCAUGCAGUCAGACUAUAUCCUGUCACAGGUACAAGCUGUCCGUCUGCUGAGUUACCUGGCACAGAAGAACGACCUUCUCUAUGACAUUCUCAACUGUCAGUCCUCACAGCCAGGAAGUCUGCUGUUCGAGGUGCUGGUAUUUGCUGAGCGGCUGAGUGAGGGUCGGAAUGCCACCCACUACCGAGCAGUGAAAUGGCAUUACAAUGAACAGUCCCUGCACGAAGCCCUCUUUGGGGACGAGUCCAGACUGGCAGACCGACUGCUCUCCCUUGUCAUCCACCCCGAGGAGGAAGUCCAGAUCCAGGCCUGCAAAGUCAUAGUCAGCUUGCAAUGUCCGCAGGACUUGGGGUGCCGACCCUCAGCCUGCCGUCCCAGCCAUUCCUACUUUAAAAACGGGGAGUAGCGUUAAGGAGAACCAAUAAAUGCGUAAGGGAGGGAA
Onychomys torridus (southern grasshopper mouse) is the source of this 1106-nucleotide messenger RNA. It is a transcript of the gene Armc12, whose product is annotated as armadillo repeat containing 12. Gene Ontology annotation, cellular component: nucleus. The coding region runs from base 78 to 1070 and encodes 330 amino acids. The transcript has 6 exons. NCBI's taxonomy places the organism in Eukaryota, Metazoa, Chordata, Mammalia, Rodentia, Cricetidae. The record is from RefSeq and is a predicted model, not a curated record.